This is a messenger RNA of Camelina sativa (false flax), 1206 nucleotides long. The record is from RefSeq and is a predicted model, not a curated record. NCBI's taxonomy places the organism in Eukaryota, Viridiplantae, Streptophyta, Magnoliopsida, Brassicales, Brassicaceae.
AUGACCGGAGAUGACGGUGUGGACAUUAUCAGCUCUUUACCCGACGAGAUACUACAACUGAUCUUCUCCUUUAUUCCGACUAAGUUUGCAGUCAGAACCUCUGUCUUGUCCAAGCGAUGGAGGCAUGUAUGGUCUUAUACACCUUCUCUCUCCAUCGAUUGCCAUAGUGCGGACGCUAACUCGAUAAACAAAACCCUAGCUAACUAUUUAGCUCCCAAGAUCAUGAGUUUUCAUCUCUGCGUCAGCAGCAAGGCACACCAGAUUGACAGCUUGAUCGAUUUUGCCAGGUCGCGCAACAUGGAGAAGCUGUCUCUUGAGUUUCUUAGUUACGAGUUAUUCUUUUACUUGCACAUCAGGUUACUCUUGGUCGACUCGGAAACUACUGAUAUCUUGUCUUGGAAAUCCUUAAGGAACUUGUCCUUGAGUUCUUGCAAACUCUCUGAUACAUCAUUAGCUCAGAUUCUUUCUUGCUCACCACUGCUGGAGAGCUUGACAUUGCAUCACUGUCAUAAACUUAAGCGUCUUGAUCUGACCAAGUCGCUGCGGCUAAAGAGAUUGAAUAUAGAUAAUCCGGGACUAAAGCAGACUGUGGCACCAAAUAUCCAUUUUUUGAGAUUGAAGCACUCUAAGAUACAAUGUGGUUUAGUGGAUGUCUCUUCUUUAACCGAAGCUUACUUUAACAUCUACCGUUCCAGUGAUUUUCUUUUCUAUAACUGUACCGGAACUAAUUUGAUUGAAGAGAUUGUGCCAAAGAUUCUAGAAAAGUUUCAGAAUGUAAAGAAGCUUACGUUUGGUGCUCUCAUUCUUGAGUUUCUCAUUUAUUUGUUGCUAGAUUUUAUCUCUUGCUAUAACGUCAUUGAUGUUCCUUUCCCGACAGUGAAAGUCGAAGGUUUGACUCUUGAAACAAUGAUUGUUCCGUCUGUCAUUCCUGGUAUAGCAAAGCUGCUACGAAACUCACCUGGAGUAAAGACGCUAAAACUAAACAUUGUGGACCGCAACUUACUACCGGAUAGUCAUAUUAAAGGCUAUUUGAAUCUGCAAGGCCGUGAUCCAGCUCAAUGCUUGAAACCGAAAGAUUUGGUCUUCCCGACUUCGUUUGAGCCGAAACUCAUGACUUCGUUCAUGGAGUUUUUAAUAGAAAGCACUGGUUACAAUGGUUUAUACGGUUGGGAGGUUACCGCUAUACAACUGGGUUCAAAUUACUGA